This is a messenger RNA of Triticum turgidum subsp. durum (durum wheat), 1413 nucleotides long. Lineage: Eukaryota; Viridiplantae; Streptophyta; Magnoliopsida; Poales; Poaceae. The record is from the annotation of a GenBank genome assembly.
AUGGGGGCGGCGGCGCCGCUGACGCUGCGGGACUUCCUGGAGAUGGCGUGCGAGUCCAGCUGCAGCGACGGCUUCCGCUCCUACCCGCGCCGCCUGCUCCCCUGCCCCGUCCCCUCCUGCGACGACGGCGUGCAGGCCAAGAUUAAGGCGGAGACGGCGCCCGUGCGGCUGCUCAUCGAGGCCGACCUGCGGCGGAGCCCGUCGCGGACGCUCUCCUCCCUCCUCUUCCCGAGGAGCCCCCGGUCGCUGGCCGCCAUCUCGCGCCUCUCCAGGACCCUCUCGCGGCGGCUCGUCUUCUGGAGGCGACACCCCGGCGACGACGGCAGCGAGCGGGACUCCCUCGGCCUCCCGUCGCCCGUCGUCAGCAGCUGCUGCGCGUCCGAGUACGCCGAGUCGGACGCCGAGGCGCCUGGCCCGCCGCCCGUCGACGCGGCGGAGGAGAAGCCCGCCUCGAAGCCGUCGCCGUCGCCGUCGCCGUCGUCCAGCUCGGGCAGCGUCGACGCGGACGACGGCCCCGCCGCCGCCGGUGCCAAGCACAAGGAGCAGCUAACACAUGGCGGCGAUGCCGUCGGGUCGACGGAGGAGGAGAAGCAGCAGCUGAGCCCCGUCUCCGUCAUGGACUUCCCCUUCCUCCACCACCACCACGACGACGACGGCGACGAAACGAGCGACCCCGGCACCUGCUCGCCUGCUACCCCCUUCCAGCACUGCCUCCCCGAUGAUCCCCAACGUACGCUACGGUCGAACAAGGCGCAGGCGCAGGAGCUGCUGCUGCUGCACAAGAUCCGACGGCUCGACGGCCUGGCGCAUGCGGUGGGCCCCGUGGAUCUCGAGGCGCAGUUCGGCACCGAAUCUGAUCGCCAGUCUGCGGAAUCUGACGACACGCACACCCAGACGAGCAACUCCAGCAGCACCAGCGCCGACCACGGCGUGGCGGCGACGUGGUCACCACGGUGCUGGAGCGGCGCCGAUCGUGAAGCAGAGCGCGGACCUGACGUGCCCCGGCGCCUCCUCGCGCGACUCCUCAAAGACGACGACGACGACGGCACGGCAGUUACUUCGGGUGCCACGGAACGGCUGCUCCUUGACUUCUUCGAGGAGGGACUCGACCGGCGCCGUGCGUCGGAGGCAGGGCCGGUGAUCGGCGCGUCGAGGCCGUCGGACCACGAGUCGGCGCUGGUGCGUGCGGCACGGGAUUGGGUGCAGGGCGCCAGGACGCGGUGGGGCGCGGAGGACGUGUUGUACGCCGGGGAGGCGGCGCUGGCGGACAUGGACCGGGGUCGGCGGUGGGUGCGCGCCGGCGAGGAGGAGCGGGAGGUCUGCGCGGCGUUGGAGGGGUUGAUGAUGGACGCGCUGGUGGCCGAGCUGGUGUGCGACUUGGCACUGGCAGCACGGCGUCGACGUACGCUGUAA